CUCCUCCAAGCAGCCAUUUUAACUGCUCUGGGUCCGCUCCGCCUCCGGAACGCUGAGUCCGGGCUGAGGUGAGGGUACUGUGAAGGUCUGAGGGGAGACGCUGGCCCCGCUGCACCGAGGCGGGUUCGAGGCUCUGCGACUCCCCGGGGGGGCCCCCGCGUCCCACUCUUCCCGCCGCACUCCGCCGUCAGACCCCGAUGGCGGCCGCGCUGAGGGACCCGCCUCAGGUGAAAACAAAGAGCGGCGUCAGGAGUCAGUACAGAAACGGUUGCCUGAAAAGAUGGGUGUCUCUUCAAGAGGUGACCGGAGGUUUGAAUCAAAGUGGGCAGGGCAGUGUGACUUUUGAAGACGUGGCCGUGAACUUUUCCUGGGAGGAAUGGGGUCUCCUUGAUGAGGCUCAGAGAUGCCUGUACCACAACGUGAUGCUGGAGAACCUGGCACUUAUAACCUCCCUGGGUUGUUGGCAUGGAGCAGAUGAGGCAGUUUCUGAGCAGAAAAUUCAAGGAGGGUCACAGAUCAGCACUGUCAAGGCAGGCAGAAGAACGAGGAUACGGAGGAGGGAUAUCGCUUCAUCGAAUAAUGGACUCUGACCCAGCCAGUAUUCCUGUUGAAUCAGCCUCCUGCCUUAUUUUUUGGUUGGCGUUACAUCUGUCAGAAGUGGGAUACAGCAUGAUCUGCAAACUUUAACACCGCCAUGGAUUCGAGUAAGGUGCCUACAAGAGACCACUGUGCUUUACCAUCUCCUUGGUGAUCCCAGGUCGUGCUGGCAGUUAACGAGGCGCUCUCCUGAGAAUUACAUCAUUUAACAACCCCAGAAGUAUCCAGCAGAGGAGCUAUUUAUUUCCACUUCUCAACGGAGGGAUCUGCAGCUCAGAGAGGUUUUAGGAUUCGAAGAUGUCUUUCUCAAGAACCUUGGAGCCAUCCUUUCAAACUGCAGACAUCAAGGGAGACAGCUUGCUUGUCAGUUCCUGUGGGAGGACAGGAGUCUCAUCGUAGUGGACACCUUGCUCCAACAUGAAAACUGUCUCCGAUAGAGAGGUGAGAAGAGGGAUCAAACCUCACCACUCAUCACAUCAACACCUAAUGUACAGGAAACAGGGGGAAGGGUGAACAGUGAAACAGCAUCAGAGACUCAAAAAGCCACAUCUAGAGUGUGCCAAAUUGUGAUGAACAAAUGACAGAAAAUUAUAAAAAACAGAUAAUAUGAAUUUUAAAAGAUGCUUUGCUUCUUUCUCACCACUUGCAGUCAACAUAAUUUUGGAAGUCCUAGCCACAGCAAUCAGAAAAGCGAAAGAAAAAUAAUCCAAAUUGGAAAGGAAGAAGUAAAACUGUCACUGUUUGCAGAUGACAUGGCACUAUACGUAGAAAAUCUUGAAGACGCCCCCAGAAAAAUCCAUUGAGCUCAUCAAUGAAUUAGGUACCGCUGCAGGAUCCAAAAUUAACAUGUAGAAAUUUGUUUCAUUUCUGUAUAGUAACAGUGAACUGUCAGAAAGGAAAAUUAAGGAGACGAGCCCAAUUACCACAUCAAAAAUAAUAAAAUACCGAGCAAUCAAUCUAUCUCAGGAGGUAAAAGGCCUGUCCUUGGAAAACUUAAGACACCGAUGACAGAAACUGAAGAUGACACAGACAGGUGGAAAGAUAUACCGUGUCCUUGGACUGCAAGAUUCAGUAUUGUUAAAACGAUCACACUACCCAAGGCAAUCUACAGAUUUCAGUGCAACCCCUAUCAAAUUACCAAUGGCAUUUUUCACAUAAAUGGAACAAAAAAUGACCCCAAACAGCCACAACAAUCUAGAGAAAGAAUGGAGCUGGAGGAAUCACUCCCUGACAUCAGACUAUACUACAGAGCUAGAGUAAUCAGAAAGUAUGAUGUCAGCCUGAAAACAGACACACAGAUCAACAGAACCGAACAGAGAGCCCAGAAAUAAACCCGCACACUUGGGGUCAGUUUACUCUACGACACAGGGUCAAGAACAUACGAUGAACAAAAGACAGUCUCUCUCAGUAAGUGGUUCUGGGAAAACCGGGCAGCUACAUGUAAAAGAAUGCAAUCAGAACAUUCUCAGACACCAUAUACAAAAGUAAACAAGAUGGAGUACAACCUAAAUGUAAGACCAGAUACUAUAAAACUAGAGGAAAACACAGGCAAAACACACUUUGACAUAAAUCACAGCAGUAUUUUUUUGGAUCCGUCUCCUAAAAUGAAGGAAAUAAAGGCAAAAAUAAACAAAUGCGACAUAAUUAAACUUAAAAGCUUUUUCUGAAGAAAGGAAACCGUUGACAAAAUGAGAAGACAGUGUCCUGAAACAGAGGAAAUAUUUGGACACGGUAUGACCGAUAAUGGAUUAAUGUCUAAUAUAUAUAAACAAUGCAUACAAUUCAACAUCAAAGAAACAAAUCAAUUUAAAAAUGGGCAGAAGAUCUGAACAAUUUUCCAAAGAGGAAAUGCUGAUUUUCAGUAGGCACAUGAAAAGAUGCUUAACAUCAGUCAUCAAGCAAAUGAAAGUGAAAAACACAGUAUCACCUCACACCUGUCAGAAUGCCUAUCUUCAAAAUAGCACAAAUAACAAAUGUUCGCAAACUAUGGAGAAUAGGGGACGCUUGUACGCUGUUGGUGGGAAUGUAUAUUGGUCCAGCCACUGUGGAAAACAGAAUGGAUGUUUGUGAAAAAAGACUAAAAACAGGCUUACCAUAUGAUCCAGCAAUUUCAUUCCUGUGCAUAUAUCCAAAGGAAAUGAAGAUACUAGUUCAAAAAGGUACACGCACCCCAGCGUUCACAUCAGCAUCAUUUACAAUUCCCAUGAUGUAGAAGCAACCUAAACGUCCGUCGACAGAUGACUGGAUAAAGAAGUGUUGGUGUACUUAUACAAUGGAACACUGCUCAGACAUAAAACAGAAUGAGGUAAUGGCAUUUGCAGCUACAUGCAUGGACUUGGAGGGCAUUACGCUAAGUGAAACAAGUGAGACAGAGAAAGACAAAUAAUGUAUGAUAUCACUUGUAAUGUGGAAUCUAAAAAGUACAACAAAAUAUUGAAGAUAACAAAAAAGCAGCAGACUCACACAUACAGAGAACAAAGUCGUGGUUACCUCUAGGGAGAGGAGGGGGUGGGAAGUGUAGGGUUGGGGGUGUGAGGGUACAAACUACUGGGUGUAAGACAGGCUCAAAGCUGCAGUGUACAACACAGGUAAUACAGUCCGCCCUUUGUCAUAACUGUAAAUGGAAAGUAACCUUAAAAAUUGUAUAAAAAACUAAAGGAAAAAACUUACCAAAUUGUAAAAUUCAAGUAUGUGCAGUUUAUUUCACAUGAUUUAUAUCUUCUUAAAGCUUUAAAAUAUGGUUCGAAAUAAAAAUCUGCAAUUCCUUCUGUC
Messenger RNA from Camelus dromedarius (Arabian camel), 3369 nucleotides. RefSeq names its product zinc finger protein 154. The coding region runs from base 198 to 590 and encodes 130 amino acids. NCBI's taxonomy places the organism in Eukaryota, Metazoa, Chordata, Mammalia, Artiodactyla, Camelidae. Gene Ontology annotation, cellular component: nucleus. Gene Ontology annotation, biological process: regulation of transcription by RNA polymerase II. Gene Ontology annotation, molecular function: DNA-binding transcription factor activity, RNA polymerase II-specific. The transcript is spliced from 10 exons. The record is from RefSeq and is a predicted model, not a curated record.